Messenger RNA from Penicillium chermesinum, 975 nucleotides. RefSeq names its product arabinan endo-1-5-alpha-L-arabinosidase C. The record is from RefSeq and is a predicted model, not a curated record. Gene Ontology annotation, biological process: carbohydrate metabolic process. The transcript is spliced from 4 exons. Lineage: Eukaryota; Fungi; Ascomycota; Eurotiomycetes; Eurotiales; Aspergillaceae. The coding region runs from base 1 to 975 and encodes 324 amino acids. Gene Ontology annotation, molecular function: arabinan endo-1,5-alpha-L-arabinosidase activity.
AUGUUUGCUCUUCUAUUCUUAUUUAUCGCAGUGGUUGCUGCGUACCCUGCCCGUGGCCCUUGUACUGGUGACUGCUGGACUAAGGAUCCCGCUGUGAUCCAGCGCAGUUCGGAUGGUACUUAUUUCCGCUUUGGUACCGGUACUGGCGUGGUUACUAUGACCUCGCCUAGCCUCAAGGGCCCAUGGAAGGAUGUUGGCGCUGCUUUGCCCAGCGGUUCCAAGAUUAACGUUGAAGGUGUCGAUAGUCAUGAUAUCUGGGCCCCUGAUGUGCACAAGGAGGGUGACACGUACUACAUGUACUAUGUUCUCUCUAAGCUUGGCACGCAGACUUCCCAGAUUGGCGUGGCUACCUCGACCACGCUUGAGCCCGGUUCCUGGACUGACCAUGGCGAGAUUGGCCUGCCCGCCAACAGCGCCUACAACCGUAUCGACCCUAACUGGAUCGAGAUCGGCGGCAAGCAGUACCUCCAGUUUGGCUCUUACUGGCAGGACAUCUACCAGGUUGAGCUUGCGAAUGCUCUCCAGGUCGGCUCCGCUGCCCCAUACCAGCUCUCUUGGAACGCCUCCCUCAACCACCGCCAGGAAGGUUCUUUCAUGUACAAGAACGGCGACUACUACUAUCUGUUCUUCAGCGCUGGUCUGGCUGGCUCCUACACUGCCAACUCCCCGCCCGCCGGUGAGGAGUACAGCGUCCGUGUAUGCCGAUCUGCCACUGGAACCGGACACUUCGUAGAUAAGGCGGGAAAUGAUUGCAAGCAGUCCGGUGGGACCAUGGUCUUGGCUAGCCACGACCAGGUCUAUGGCCCUGGUGGAGAAGGCGUGAUCAAUGACAAGGACCUGGGCCCUGUUCUCGUCUACCACUACUAUCCUCUGUCUCUCAAGCAGAGCGGCGGCUCCAAAGGCAACGACGGGUACCAGUUCGGCUGGAACGAACUCGACUUCGCGAGUGGCUGGCCCGUCGUCAAAGCCACCUGA